AUGUGGCUGCGACAUUUAUUCCUACUGCUUUGGGCAGUUGAUGCCCGGGAGGCUGCGGUCACUGAAACAGCUGUUGCGCGGAGUGGAGCUGCACUCCUACAGCUACCAGGAUGGAACCUGGACAGUUUGGAGCAGGUGAUGGAAGAGACAUCGACAUCUUCCGGACCUGCAGAUGAAGAGUCCGAGACCUUCAUCCGGGCGCUUGAUCGACGACAAGUUAGAUUGGUGAUGGGUUGCAUUUUUCUGGGUCUCGUUGGCUCCUGCGCCUUCUUCCUUUACUUUGGUGUCUACGGGUCGGAAUUCUUCAAGGACAUCGACCUCACGAACCAGAUGAGCUAUCGAAGCCAGGGAUUGAUCUCCUGGAUGAGUCUGCUCUCCUUGGAUGCGACCGUCUGGCGCAGUACGGCGCUCAUGACCAUGGUGUACAGAUUUCUGGCCUGGACGCUCUUCGUGGCUUCCUUGGAGUUCCUCCUGGUCUCGGAUCCGAGCUCCGUGGAUCCGCUGCGCUUCUCGGAGAUCACCACGGUGAUGACCGUCUUUGUUUCGUUGCUCUUGGGUUUUUUCAUCACCCACUCUGUGGCACGCUGGACUUCUUGCGUCGAAUCCUUUCUGGGUUUAUUUGAGGCAAUUCGUGCCCUGCAGAUGCAGCUGCACGCCUUGGGGGUGAGCAUCGCCAAGAUCGACCGCCCGGUGAGGUAUGGCUUACUCUCGGCAUGGCUGCUGGAUCACACCAUGCGUGAAGAUCGAAAGGCAGGUCUUCGGCCCGAAAUUUGGGAUCGGAUCCAGGAGUUGAAGGACCCUUUGUUGCAUGUGACCGAAAGCGAGCUCGAGGACCUGAAAAAGAUGGCGGACCCUGCGAUUCAGAUCUGGGUUUGGGUGGCCUCCUUCUUGGGAUCGCUGGCGCAAGAGGGAGAGAUUCCGCCCAUGGCGAGUCCGAUCUACGGCCGGCUGUUGCAGAUCGUGAAGUCCGCCCAAGAUUCCAUGAAGCAAAUCCGCGCAGUGAGAGAGGUUCAAGUACCCUAUGUCUACACACAUACGCUGGCGGCUGUGGUCCACGUGAGUAACAUACUCUGCGCUACCAGCAUGGGCCUUACUGUAGGAAGCUGUUUGGGCUCCAUCCUCGUACACAUUGACCCGCGGCUGACACUCUAUGGGGUCGAGCCGCAGCCCAAUCACUCCGCAGACACCGAUGUGCAGGUGUUGAUCAUCCAAGGGUUGAAAUGCUUCUUUGCUCCUGUUCUCUACCAAGCAUUUCUGGAGAUAGGCUUCUGUGUGUCCACGCCUUUUGGGGCGGGUGCAGAAUCGGCCAAGUUGCCAAUCGAUGAGUUGAUUUCAGGCUGGUUGGAGGACGUGAAGCACGCCAACCACAUGGCCGUCGCGCCCCCGGGCUGGGAGGCGCCCUGCUUCAAACCCAAGGACUUCAGCGGUGCCGCGGCCGCGGCCUCGAAGAGCCCGAAGGCCUCGAAGGGCCCAGUGACGGUGCUGCCGGCUGCGGCCGGGGCGAGGCGCGAGUCGAAGAUGUUGGAGGCGCUGGAUGUCGCAAGAUCGCCACGAGACAGUCCACGACAAGGUUGGACAAGUCCGCGAGAAGCUGGAGGCAUCCGUCGAGCCGCCACCACCGAAGGCUCGGUGGACGCUGACGCAGAGGUGGCCCGUCCCGGGCUGCAGCGGGCCAAAACGGAACAGCUCUGA
Cladocopium goreaui is the source of this 1692-nucleotide messenger RNA. Lineage: Eukaryota; Dinophyceae; Suessiales; Symbiodiniaceae. The record is from the annotation of a GenBank genome assembly.